This is a messenger RNA of Chaetomium globosum CBS 148.51, 756 nucleotides long. RefSeq lists its product as uncharacterized. NCBI's taxonomy places the organism in Eukaryota, Fungi, Ascomycota, Sordariomycetes, Sordariales, Chaetomiaceae. Bases 1 to 756 code for a protein of 251 amino acids. The record is from RefSeq and is a predicted model, not a curated record. The transcript is spliced from 2 exons.
AUGUCGCAACCUCUUCGUAUCCCAAAACCCGAAACGGCGCUUCAUCUCUACCGCCAUAUCCUCCGCGAAGCGUCAUAUCUCCCCCCACUCGCCCGGCGGCCAAUCGACAAGCAAAUCAAAGACAAAUUCCGAAGAAACCAGGACCAUGAAGAUAAAACUGCGAAAUAUCUCCGCCAAGCGCACCAUGACCUUCGUGCUCUACGGGCAGCCAAUGCUGGCGACAUGGGCCGUAUGCGCCGGGUGCUACUCCGGGCGUUCGGCCGCAUUGGCCGGCGACGGCGAGAGCUAAUCUCCCAACUGGUGCAUCGCGACACACCCGCCAACACAGAAGAGCUGGAAAAGUACGCCAUCGCGAUGGCUGAUAUUGGAGCCAAGAACAACACGCCGGACUGGAUGGAUGACUGGGACCUGGACAAGCUGCGCGCCCUCGCCCGUUCUCAGGCGCAAGCCACUUUGGUCAACACCCCGAAGGCGACCGUCACUGAGAAUCAGGCCGCGCCGGAGAAGAACCUGCCCAAGGAGAAUUCCUGGGGCCGCCCGCUCCCUCUCAAGCUCGCCCGGACAAAAUUGAAGAAUCUGUGGAAAGCACUGGCGGACAAGGUCCUGCCUCCACUCCCCAUGGAGGAGUGGAAAAAGCUCGAGGCCAUCGCCAACGGAACGGUCGUGGGCGACUGGCUUCCUCCUCCUCGGCGUCAUACGCUGUCAAACCCGUCGCCGCUGUCGACAGGCAAGCCAACCGGAGGAACAAGCUUUUAA